AUGGCGGCCCUGGGCGAGGAGCUGCUCAACAUUGUGGUCGUAGGGUCGCAAUCAGCCGGAAAGUCAUCUGUCCUGGAAAACAUCGUGGGCAGAGACUUUCUCCCCCGAGGAAACGGCAUCGUCACUCGUCGACCGCUCAUUCUGCAACUGAUCAACCUGCCCAGUGAGCGCGACGAAGACGAAGACGAAGAGGUACACGUACCACACACUCCAGCGAGUGUAUCUGGACAGCAGGAAUGGGCCGAGUUCCUCCACGUGCCAGGACGAAAGUUCUAUGACUUCGCCGAGGUUCGACGCGAGAUCGAGAACGAAACCUCGAGGAUAGCAGGAAACAACAAGGGUAUCAACAGGCAGCCCAUUAAUCUCAAAAUCUACUCGCCACAUGUUCUCAGCCUGACACUGGUCGAUUUGCCUGGUCUGACCAAGGUCCCCAUUGGCGACCAGCCUACCGAUAUUGAGAAGCAGACUCGAAAUCUCAUUACCGAGUACAUUGCGAAGCCGAACAGCGUCAUCCUCGCCGUCUCUCCCGCAAAUGUCGAUCUUGUGAACUCGGAAGCGUUGAAGUUGGCUCGCCAUGUAGACCCUAUGGGGAAGAGGACAAUUGGUGUCCUCACCAAGUUGGAUCUCAUGGACCAUGGAACUAAUGCCAUGGACAUUCUGUCUGGGCGUGUCUAUCCUCUCAAGCUUGGUUUCAUUGGUAUUGUCAACCGAUCACAACAAGACAUUCAGGGCAACAAAUCCCUUGCAGAUGCGUUGGGAGCGGAGCGAGAAUUCUUCAGACAACAUCCAGCAUACAGGAAUAUGGCCAGUCGAUGUGGUACGCAAUACCUUGCCAAGAGUCUCAACCAGACCCUCAUGGCCCACAUCCGAGAACGAUUACCGGAUAUCAAGGCACGCCUGAAUACGUUAAUGGGGCAAACCCAGCAAGAACUUGCCAGCUAUGGCGAUGUCACGUUCACUGGCAAGGAACACCGAGGCUCGCUCAUCCUCCAACUCAUGACUCGUUUUGCCUCAUCCUUCAUUGCCUCCAUCGACGGAACCUCGACCGAAAUCUCGACCAAGGAGCUGUGCGGUGGUGCCCGCAUCUACUACAUUUUCAAUUCUGUCUUUGGCAACUCGCUUGAGCAAGUUGACCCGACUACGAACCUCUCUGUAUUGGACAUUCGUACAGCCAUCCGAAACUCUACUGGCCCUCGUGCUAGUUUAUUUGUGCCCGAACUAGCAUUUGAUCUUCUCGUGAAGCCUCAGAUCAAGCUUCUCGAAAUUCCAAGUCAGCGUUGCGUCGAGCUUGUCUAUGAGGAACUCAUUAAGAUCUGUCACACGUGCGGUUCUACUGAGCUCACACGGUACCCCCGCUUACAAGGAAAGCUGAUCGAGGUCGUGUCCGAUCUCCUACGCGAACAACUCGGACCCUGCUCGUCAUAUGUAGCUUCAUUGAUCGAUAUCCAGAGGGCCUACAUCAACACAAACCACCCCAACUUCCUUGGGGCCGCCGCCGCCAUGUCGUCUGUCAUCAACGACAAAGAGCAGAGGGAAAAGAAGAUUGCGAUGGAGCAAGAGCAAAAGAGACGAGCACAAAGGAGAAAGAAGGAGCUCAACGGGGUAAAUGGGGAGGUUACUGAGGAAGUUGGUGAAGAGGUCGAGAAUGGCACGUCGAAAGCACUUCCUCUCCGGAAACAUCAAAACCAGAAUAGCCGCAGCAUGUCUCCAGCAGUUGGACGCAUGAUGAACGGCUCUCAAAGCGCGAUGGCUGGUGCACUCAACAGUCGCAACCGAUCACCACCACACUCUGCCACACGCGACAGCUUCCUAAACUACUUCUUUGGCAAGGAUGGCAGUACUCAAGCCACACCCCAACAAGCAGCACAAGCAGCGCUUGACAACAGGCCUGGAAGCCGACAUGUCAGCCAGAACAGCGAGCCUAGCUUCGCACAAAGUAUUCGAAGAGGUGACACCAGGCAACCCACUCACGUACUGGAGAUGAUGCCCAAUGAUGACGACGACGAUGCUCAGUCUACCAUCAUGAGCCCCGUCCGUGAGUCGCAUGAGGGCGGCUUUCCAUCCGCCCCCGAAGCUGCCCCCGCGCUCACAGAACGGGAGGCCCUGGAAACCGAGCUCAUCCGCCGCCUUAUUUCCUCGUACUUUAACAUAGUACGCGAAACCACUGCAGACCAAGUACCAAAGGCCAUCAUGCACCUCCUAGUCAACCACUCCAAAGAUGUAGUACAAAAUCGACUCGUCUCCACACUCUACAAGGACGAACUUUUUGAAGAACUUCUUUAUGAAGACGACCAGAUCAAGACGGAGCGCGAUAAGUGUGAAAAGCUACUCAAGACAUACAAGGAAGCCGCCAAGAUUGUUGGCGAGGUGUUGUAA
Molecule: messenger RNA, 2376 nt
Organism: Plenodomus lingam JN3
Lineage: Eukaryota; Fungi; Ascomycota; Dothideomycetes; Pleosporales; Leptosphaeriaceae
Source: RefSeq, a predicted model, not a curated record